Messenger RNA from Gigantopelta aegis, 1107 nucleotides. Its product is annotated as ADP-ribosylation factor-like protein 6. Gene Ontology annotation, biological process: cilium assembly; vesicle-mediated transport; protein localization to cilium. The transcript has a single exon. The coding region runs from base 262 to 828 and encodes 188 amino acids. The record is from RefSeq and is a predicted model, not a curated record. Gene Ontology annotation, molecular function: GTPase activity; GTP binding. Gene Ontology annotation, cellular component: axoneme; cytoplasm. NCBI's taxonomy places the organism in Eukaryota, Metazoa, Mollusca, Gastropoda, Neomphalida, Peltospiridae.
AUUUGUGGGAAAUAUUUAUCGAAGACACGACGAGGGUAUUCUCUUUUUGUAGUCGUGUUACUGUUAUGUAAUAAUAUUUUGAUUUUGGUUGUCAUCUGUGAUUAUUUGAUGGCUUAAUAUAUUUAUAUAUAUAUACUUGUUAUUUUAAUCCGUCCAUCUAAGCCGUCCUCAUGUACAGCUGUUGUCUACAAAUGUUUUCAGUAUUUUUAAUAAACUACUGAGCUUUACCUGCUUGGAUACCGGUAAUUACAUAUUGUCGUCAUGGGUCUUUUGGACAAGUUAGCCGAAUUUCUUGGAAUAAAAAAGAAGGAAGCAAACAUUCUCGUGAUUGGACUUGACAAUAGUGGUAAAUCCACCAUAAUUAAUCAGCUGAAGCCACCCGAAGCUAAAAAUCAUGACAUUGUGCCAACAGUUGGCUUCAGCGUGGAAAAAGUCAAAUCGAAGAAUUUGUCUUUUACAAUGUUUGACAUGUCGGGUCAAGGACGUUAUCGGAACCUGUGGGAGGCUUACUACAAGGAGUGUCAUGGAAUUGUGUUUGUUAUUGACAGUGCGGACAAAUUACGAAUGGUGGUGGCAAAAGAUGAACUAGAUCUACUGCUAGAGCAUCCAGAUAUAAAGAAACGACGCAUUCCAGUAUUGUUCUUUGCAAACAAGAAGGACUUGAGAGAUGCAGUGUCGAGUGUCAAGUGCUCCACAUUGCUUGGACUGUCACAGAUAAAAGAAAAGCCCUGGCAUAUAUGUGAUAGUGAUGCAUUAACGGGUGAAGGGUUGCAUGAAGGGGUAGAAUGGCUUACAGACCAAAUUAAGGACCUUGUUGCAGGGAAAUAACAUGCAGCAAAAAUCAAACCUAGUUCCACCAUAGAGAGCUACACAUGGUGUAGGAAUGAUUAUGACAUGACAUUGUUUUCAUCAAUUCACUAUUUUUAUAUAUAAUUAUAUUUAUGUAUCACUGGAUAUUUUGUAAAUUUAAUGACGUUUGUUCUGUUAAUGUUUCAAAACUAAAUAACAGUUUGCAUGUAUCUGUAUUAAAAUGUUACUAAUUUAUAUAAAUUUAUUAUUAUAAGAUGAAAUAACUGAUAAUAUAUUAAAGAUUGUACUUGUCCACAA